This is a messenger RNA of Nycticebus coucang (slow loris), 8033 nucleotides long. It is a transcript of the gene LRP4, whose product is annotated as LDL receptor related protein 4. The coding region runs from base 213 to 5930 and encodes 1905 amino acids. The transcript has 38 exons. NCBI's taxonomy places the organism in Eukaryota, Metazoa, Chordata, Mammalia, Primates, Lorisidae. Gene Ontology annotation, molecular function: calcium ion binding; protein binding. The record is from RefSeq and is a predicted model, not a curated record.
CACCCACUCCCGGUCCCCUGGCGGGGAAGCUUCGGCUUUGGUAGCACUGGAGGUAGCAGCGGCUGGAGAGCGACUAGAGGGGGGCACCGGCUGCCGUGGACCUGGGACACUUCGCCCCUGGGGACCCUCCGCUGACUUUCUCCGCCGCGCCGUCCCGCGGCAGCCGGCGGGAUCCCGGGCCGGCAGGGACUGCCGGUGGCGGCCGCAGCACCAUGAGGCGGCCGUGGGGCGCGCUGCUGCUUGGCGCCCUGCUCUGCGCAGACGGCCUGGCCAGCAGUCCCGAGUGCGCUUGUGGUCGGAGCCACUUCACGUGUGCAGUGAGUGCCCUUGGCGAGUGUACCUGCAUACCUGCCCAGUGGCAGUGCGACGGAGACAAUGACUGUGGGGACCACAGCGAUGAGGACGGAUGUAUGCUACCCACCUGUUCGCCUCUUGACUUUCACUGUGACAAUGGCAAGUGCAUCCGCCGUUCCUGGGUAUGUGAUGGAGACAACGACUGUGAGGACGACUCAGAUGAGCAGGACUGUCCCCCUCGGGAGUGUGAGGAGGAUGAGUUCCCCUGCCAGAACGGCUACUGCAUCCGGAGCCUAUGGCACUGCGAUGGUGACAAUGACUGUGGCGACAACAGUGAUGAGCAAUGUGACAUGCGCAAGUGCUCUGACAAGGAGUUUCGCUGCAGUGAUGGAAGCUGCAUUGCUGAGCACUGGUACUGCGAUGGGGACACUGACUGCAAAGAUGGUUCUGAUGAGGAGAGCUGUCCUUCAGCAGUGCCAGCGCCCCCCUGCAACCUGGAGGAGUUCCAGUGUGCCUACGGCCGCUGCAUCCUUGAUAUCUACCACUGCGAUGGUGAUGAUGACUGCGGAGACUGGUCAGACGAGUCUGACUGCUCUUCCCAUCAGCCCUGCCGCUCUGGGGAAUUCAUGUGUGACAGUGGCUUGUGUAUCAACGCAGGCUGGCGCUGCGAUGGUGACGCAGACUGUGAUGACCAAUCUGACGAGCGCAAUUGUACCACCUCAAUGUGUACAGCGGAACAGUUCCGCUGUCGUUCAGGCCGCUGUGUCCGCCUGUCCUGGCGCUGUGAUGGGGAGGAUGACUGUGCAGAUAACAGCGAUGAAGAAAACUGUGAGAACACAGGAAGCCCCCAGUGUGCCUCAGACCAGUUCCUGUGUUGGAACGGGCGCUGCAUUGGGCAGAGAAAGCUGUGUAAUGGGGUCAAUGACUGUGGUGACAACAGCGAUGAAAGCCCACAGCAGAACUGCCGGCCCCGGACGGGUGAGGAGAACUGCAGUGUUAAUAAUGGUGGCUGUGCCCAGAAGUGCCAGAUGGUGCGGGGGACAGUCCAGUGUACCUGCCACACAGGCUACAGGCUCAUGGAGGAUGGGCGCACGUGCCAGGAUGUGAAUGAAUGUGCUGAGGAGGGAUAUUGCAGCCAGGGCUGCACCAAUAGUGAAGGGGCUUUCCAAUGCUGGUGUGAAACAGGCUAUGAACUACGGCCCGACCGGCGCAGCUGCAAGGCUCUGGGGCCGGAGCCUGUACUACUGUUCGCCAAUCGCAUUGACAUCCGGCAGGUGCUGCCGCACCGUUCUGAGUACACGCUGCUGCUCAACAACCUGGAGAAUGCCAUUGCCCUUGAUUUCCAUCACCGGCAUGAGCUUGUCUUCUGGUCAGACGUCACCUUGGAUCGAAUCCUCCGUGCCAACCUCAAUGGCAGCAAUGUGGAGGAGGUUGUGUCUACAGGACUAGAGAGCCCAGGGGGCCUGGCUGUGGAUUGGGUCCAUGACAAACUCUACUGGACUGACUCAGGGACAUCAAGGAUUGAAGUGGCCAAUCUGGAUGGGGCCCACCGGAAGGUGCUGCUAUGGCAGAACCUUGAGAAGCCCCGGGCCAUUGCCCUGCACCCUAUGGAAGGUACCAUUUACUGGACAGAUUGGGGCAACACUCCUCGUAUUGAGGCCUCCAGCAUGGAUGGCUCUGGACGCCGCAUCAUUGCCGAUACCCAUCUCUUCUGGCCCAAUGGCCUUACCAUCGACUAUGCUGGGCGCCGUAUGUACUGGGUAGAUGCUAAGCACCACGUUAUUGAGAGGGCCAAUCUGGAUGGGAGUCACCGUAAGGCUGUCAUUAGCCAAGGCCUCCCGCAUCCCUUCGCCAUCACAGUGUUUGAAGACAGCCUGUACUGGACAGACUGGCACACCAAGAGCAUUAAUAGUGCUAACAAAUUUACUGGGAAGAACCAGGAAAUUAUUCGCAACAAACUCCACUUCCCCAUGGACAUCCACACCUUGCAUCCCCAGCGCCAACCUGCAGGGAAAAACCGCUGUGGGGACAACAAUGGCGGCUGCACCCACCUGUGUCUACCCAGUGGCCAGAACUACACCUGUGCCUGCCCUACUGGCUUCCGCAAGAUCAGCAGCCAUGCCUGUGCCCAGAGUCUUGACAAGUUCCUGCUUUUUGCCCGAAGGAUGGACAUCCGUCGGAUCAGCUUUGACACAGAGGACCUGUCCGAUGAUGUCAUCCCACUGGCUGACGUGCGCAGUGCUGUGGCCCUUGACUGGGAUUCCCGGGAUGACCAUGUGUACUGGACAGAUGUCAGCACUGAUACCAUCAGCAGGGCCAAGUGGGAUGGAACAGGACAGGAGGUGGUAGUGGAUACCAGUUUGGAGAGCCCUGCAGGCCUGGCCAUUGAUUGGGUCACCAACAAGCUAUACUGGACAGAUGCAGGUACAGACCGGAUUGAAGUGGCCAAUACAGAUGGCAGCAUGAGGACAGUACUCAUCUGGGAGAACCUUGAUCGGCCUCGGGACAUUGUGGUAGAACCUAUGGGCGGGUACAUGUAUUGGACUGACUGGGGUGCUAGCCCCAAGAUUGAACGAGCAGGCAUGGAUGCCUCAGACCGCCAGGUCAUCAUCUCUUCUAAUCUGACUUGGCCUAAUGGGUUAGCUAUUGACUAUGGGUCUCAGCGGCUAUACUGGGCUGAUGCCGGCAUGAAGACGAUUGAAUUUGCUGGACUGGAUGGGAGCAAAAGAAAGGUGCUGAUUGGAAGCCAGCUCCCCCACCCUUUUGGGCUGACCCUUUAUGGAGAGCGCAUCUAUUGGACUGACUGGCAGACCAAGAGUAUACAGAGUGCUGACCGGCUGACAGGGCUAGACCGGGAGACCCUGCAGGAGAACCUGGAGAACCUUAUGGACAUCCACGUCUUCCACCGCCGGCGGCCCCCAGUGUCCACACCAUGUGCUAUGGAGAAUGGCGGCUGUAGCCACCUAUGUCUUCGGUCCCCAAAUCCAAGCGGCUUCAGCUGUACCUGUCCCACAGGCAUCAACCUGCUGCCUGAUGGCAAGACCUGUUCACCAGGCAUGAAUAGUUUCCUCAUCUUCGCCAGGAGGAUAGAUGUUCGCAUGGUGUCCCUGGACAUCCCUUAUUUUGCUGAUGUGGUGGUACCAAUCAACGUUACCAUGAAGAACACCAUUGCCAUUGGAGUGGACCCCCAGGAAGGAAAAGUGUAUUGGUCUGAUAGCACGCUGCACAGGAUCAGCCGUGCCAAUCUGGAUGGCUCACAGCAUGAGGACAUCAUCACCACAGGGCUACAGACCACAGAUGGGCUUGCGGUAGAUGCCAUUGGCCGUAAAGUAUACUGGACAGACACAGGAACAAACCGGAUUGAAGUGGGCAACCUGGAUGGAUCCAUGCGGAAAGUGUUGGUGUGGCAGAACCUUGACAGCCCCCGGGCCAUUGUACUGUACCAUGAGAUGGGGUUCAUGUACUGGACAGACUGGGGGGAGAAUGCCAAGUUAGAACGGUCUGGAAUGGAUGGCUCAGAGCGUACCGUGCUCAUCAACAACAACCUGGGGUGGCCCAAUGGACUGACUGUGGACAAGGCCAGCUCCCAGCUGCUAUGGGCCGAUGCCCACACUGAGCGAAUUGAGGCUGCUGACCUGAAUGGUGCCAAUCGGCACACAUUGGUGUCACCAGUGCAGCACCCUUAUGGCCUUACCCUGCUUCACUCCUAUAUCUACUGGACUGACUGGCAGACCCGUAGCAUCCACCGUGCUGACAAGGGUACAGGCAGCAAUGUCAUCCUGGUGAGAUCCAACCUGCCAGGCCUCAUGGACAUCCAGGCCGUGGAUCGGGCACAGCCACUGGGUUUUAACAAAUGUGGCUCAAGAAAUGGUGGCUGCUCCUACCUCUGCUUGCCUCGGCCUUCUGGCUUCUCCUGUGCCUGUCCCACUGGCAUCCAGCUAAAGGGAGAUGGCAAGACCUGUGAUCCCUCUCCUGAGACCUACCUGCUCUUCUCCAGCCGAGGCUCUAUCCGCCGUAUCUCACUGGACACCAGUGAUCACACAGAUGUGCAUGUCCCUGUUCCUGAGCUCAACAAUGUCAUCUCUCUGGACUAUGAUAGUGUGGAUGGAAAGGUGUAUUACACAGAUGUUUUCCUGGAUGUUAUCAGGCGAGCAGACCUGAAUGGCAGCAACAUGGAGACAGUGAUUGGUCGUGGGCUGAAAACCACUGAUGGACUGGCCGUGGACUGGGUGGCCAGGAACCUGUAUUGGACAGAUACAGGUCGAAAUACCAUUGAAGCAUCACGGCUAGAUGGUUCCUGCCGCAAAGUGCUGGUCAACAAUAGCCUAGAUGAGCCCCGGGCCAUUGCUGUUUUCCCCAGGAAGGGGUACCUCUUUUGGACAGACUGGGGCCACAUUGCCAAGAUUGAACGAGCAAACCUGGAUGGCUCUGAGCGGAAGGUCCUCAUCAACACAGACUUGGGUUGGCCCAAUGGCCUCACCCUGGAUUAUGAUACCCGCAGGAUCUACUGGGUAGAUGCACAUCUGGACCGGAUUGAGAGCGCUGAUCUCAACGGGAAGCUGCGGCAGGUCUUGGUCAACCAUGUAUCCCACCCCUUUGCCCUCACACAGCAGGACAGGUGGAUCUACUGGACAGACUGGCAGACGAAGUCAAUCCAGCGUGUUGACAAGUACUCAGGCCGGAAUAAGGAGACAGUGCUGGCCAAUGUGGAAGGCCUUAUGGAUAUCAUUGUGAUUUCCCCUCAGCGGCAGACAGGGACCAAUGCCUGUGGUGUGAACAAUGGUGGCUGCACCCACCUCUGCUUUGCCCGAGCCUUGGACUUCGUGUGUGCUUGUCCUGACGAGCCUGAUGCCCGGCCCUGCUUCCUUGUACCUGGCCUGGUGCCCCCUGUUCCUGGGGCUACCAGCAUGAGUGAAAAGAGCCCAGUGCUACCUAACACACUGCCUACCACCUUGCGAUCUUCUACUUCCCAGACUCACACAUCUCUGGAAGAUGUGGAAGGAAGAUGCUCUGAAAGGAAUGCCCAGCUGGGCCUCUGUGCACACUCCAAUGAGGCCAUACCUGCUGCUCCAGGGGAAGGACUUCAUAUCAGCUAUGUUAUUGGUGGACUCCUCAGUGUUCUUCUGAUUUUGGUGGUGAUUGCAGCUUUGAUGCUAUACAGACACAAAAAAUCCAAGUUUACUGAUACUGGAAUGGGGAACCUGACCUACAGCAACCCUUCCUAUCGAACUUCUACUCAGGAAGUGAAAAUUGAAGCAAUCCAAAAACCAGCCAUGUACAACCAGCUGUGCUAUAAGAAAGAGGGAGGGCCUGACCAUAACUACACCAAGGAGAAGAUCAAGAUCGUAGAAGGAAUUUGCCUCUUGUCUGGGGACGAUGCUGAGUGGGAUGACCUCAAGCAACUGCGCAGCUCCCGUGGAGGCCUUCUCCGAGAUCACGUGUGCAUGAAGACAGACACAGUGUCCAUCCAGGCCAGCUCUGGCUCCCUGGAUGACAUGGAGACAGAGCAGCUGUUGCAAGAAGAGCAGUCUGAGUGUAGCAGCGUCCACACUACAGCCACUCCAGAAAGACGGGGCUCUCUGUCAGACACGGGCUGGAAACAUGAACGCAAGCUCUCCACAGAGAGCCAGGUCUAAAUGUCUACCUUCUCGUCCUUGCCCGCCUGUUCUUCUCCUUUAUGGACUUCCAGUCCUUGUGCUCGCUUACAUAGCAGGCCCCCUCAUGUGCUUGUCCUCCUCUUCCUCUCAUCCCAUAAUUGCUCCCAAGCCCUCACGGGAGCUAUUUUCCUUUUCACCUAAGUCCAUGACUACCUGUGCACAAGAAAUGAUGGCAUAUCUCAAGAACUUAGACCUGGAUUUUACCAUAAGUCUCAACUUUUGCACUCCAUCCUGGGCCCCCUGAGACUGGGCUUGGUAACAAUUCCUUGCCAGUGUAGAGUUCCACCUCCCCUUCCCCUGGUACCUUCAGUGCCUGCCCCAUAGCACAGAAGCAGCUGAUGAUCCAAGACUGUACUCUCCCCCAACACAGCUGGCAUGACUGCUUCCCUGAAAGGACAUGGGGCAGGGGGUACAUCGGUAAAGAGAGAUGAAGGAUAGAGGCUGAGAGAAGAAGGAAGAGUCAGCCCAGCUGGUAUGGGACUCGGGGAAACCUCCAGCCUCAAAUGUGUUGGUAACAUGAAAAAGCUUUUGGGGGCACUUGGGCCUUGGUAUCCCAUCCAUUGCUGGCAGUGGACGUCAUUCUUGUCCUAAGAGUCACUGCCUUUUCAGCUGCAGUUUCUGGUGAGGUAUGGGUGUGGCUGAAGCUGUUCUUCCUGCUAGAAUGUCUGGAGUGGUUUCUACCUUCAGAUGACUGGGGUCCUUUUCUAAGUCCUUUAUUCUUAAGUAAUCAGAUUGUGAGCCAGUGGCUUGAGGGAAUGUUGGGCCUUUGGGUCUGAGUCUCUAAAAUGUCUAAGAAGCUGUACCUAGUCCAAACAUAGCAUACCACCUAAAUUUGAAUGUCCUGUUACUCUCUUCCUCAUUUUCUGGGAUUCUGAGAGAAGAGAUCUGGAAACAAUCUUUCAAAAAAGGACCAGAAGUUUUUAUAUAAAUGGUCAGGAAGAGCAUUAAGUGGUUACAGACUUAUGAUGCCCAGGGCUUAAAGAGAAGUGUCCAUGAGGUUGAACCUCCUGUGUUCUUUCUCAAGUGCUCAGGGAUCUAAGUAGAUAGAGAGCUUGUGGCUGCAGAGUGGUAAAGUUCCUAUUCUAGUUCUUUCCUGAGCUAAGCGACUUACUUUCCGUGCUGAGAUGUCAUCACUUGGUUCAUGUUCAUUAACACAAAGGACAUGUGUCUCAGGCUAGUAUCAGGGGAGUUCAAAAUUUCUUCUGCCCUAAAAAUUCUCCAUAGCUCUUCAUUUUUUUUUUUUUUUUUUUUUGCCUAAUUUGCUUCUCUGACUUAGCCUUGUGGCACCAACACUGUGCAAAGUCCUAUGGUGAGGAGGGCUAAAUAAAGAUGCAAACAAGUGGGCAAAGAGUAGAAAGGUAGAAAGACCCGCUCAUGAAGCCUUCUCUGUCCAGAUCUCUUCUCCCCAGGAAACAGAAGAAGCAUAAGAGGAUGACAAGGCCUCAGGACCAAGGGGGUGGCUUUAAUGGGAAGUUUCCUGACUCGAAACAUCUCCUGUGGCUAUUACUAUUACUGCCAAACAUUGGUCAAAAAGGACAAGAUUCAAUCUGUUCUGGUCGGUUCUAAGACUGCUAGAGACAGACACGAAGCUCUUAGCCCUGCUCUCAGUAGCCAGCCCCAGGUCUGAACCUACUCAUUACAGCCAGCCCAAGAAGGCUUUUCCAGUGUAGCUUUCCAGUGGGGAAGGUGAGGCACCACUUGUGGCAGGAAAGGAGGAUAUUUCACACUUGACAAAGCAGUCAAAGAAGGAGCACUUUGGGACUUUAGCUUCAUGGUUGGCGAGGAGGAGAAAGUAGAAAAGUGGCAUUUUCUUGAUUGGAAGGGGGGAAGGAUCUUAUUGCACUUGGGCUGUUCAGAAUGUAGAAGGGACAUAUUUGAGGUAAUAUCUAUUCGAGCACUGAUUCACUCUAUACAAAGCAAAAUCUCUCUGUCCUAAACUAAUGGAAGUGAUUCUCCCACGCUCAUGUGUAAUGGUUUUAAUGUUACUCUGGAGAGAUUGGACUUUCUGGAGUUAUUUAACCACUAUGUUCAGUAUUUUAGGACUUCAUGAUAAUUUAAUAUAAAUUUAGCUUUUCUUAAUCA